AUGGAAUCGAACAUCAUGGACCAGUCGCCCUUGUCACCCCAAUCAAUAAUCCGGAAUUGGUAUUGGCGAUUUGGCAAGCUCAAGUACGAUCAUAUACAAAAUCGUGGAAAGGACAUCCAAGAAUAUGAACUUGGUGGGGCCUGUCAUUCUCUGGGGAAAAAUGAAAGUGGAUCUACCACUUCUCUGAUAUCACAACUUACCGUCUGCCUGCCUCAGAGUUUUGCCAACAAAGUAGACCAGAGGGUCCGGCGAGAAGAGGGCCGGCAGCAUGAAUGGGUGGUAGUAAAAUUCUGCUGGCAGCAAGUAACUACUGCAUGCAAUGUUUAAAUUCACCAUCUCGCCGAGAUGUUGAAAAUGCC
This is a messenger RNA of Aspergillus ruber CBS 135680, 359 nucleotides long. RefSeq lists its product as uncharacterized. The annotation marks the transcript as partial. Lineage: Eukaryota; Fungi; Ascomycota; Eurotiomycetes; Eurotiales; Aspergillaceae. The transcript has 3 exons. The record is from RefSeq and is a predicted model, not a curated record.